Messenger RNA from Betta splendens (Siamese fighting fish), 2691 nucleotides. It is a transcript of the gene ddc, whose product is annotated as dopa decarboxylase. Bases 150 to 1592 code for a protein of 480 amino acids. NCBI's taxonomy places the organism in Eukaryota, Metazoa, Chordata, Actinopteri, Anabantiformes, Osphronemidae. The record is from RefSeq and is a predicted model, not a curated record. Gene Ontology annotation, biological process: amino acid metabolic process; serotonin biosynthetic process; catecholamine metabolic process. Gene Ontology annotation, molecular function: aromatic-L-amino-acid decarboxylase activity; pyridoxal phosphate binding. The transcript has 14 exons.
AGUUGGAGGCGGUUAGUGGCUGGAUAAAAGGAGCAAAUGUCUCUUGUUCUGCUUACACACACAAACACACUCGCCACGUGUGUGUUCUGUGUUCUGUCUGUCUGUCUCUACAGGCUGAAGACGAGAGGAUCCACCUGAGAGUUGGCAGCAUGGACGCAGCGGAGUUCCGACGCAGAGGUAGGGAGAUGGUGGACUAUGUGGCCGAUUACCUGGAGAGCAUCGAGCAGCGGCCGGUCUACCCAGAUGUGGAACCCGGCUACCUGCGGUCCCUGAUCCCCACCGAGGCCCCGCUGGAGCCCGAGAGCUAUGAGGAGGUCAUGAAAGACGUGGAGAGGGUCAUAAUGCCGGGGAUCACCCACUGGCACAGCCCGCGCUUCUUUGCCUACUUCCCGGCUGCGUCCUCGUACCCCGCCAUGCUGGCGGACAUGCUGUGCGGGGCCCUGGGCUGCAUCGGGUUCUCCUGGGCUGCCAGCCCAGCCUGCACGGAGCUGGAGACGGUGAUGCUGGACUGGCUCGGGAAGAUGCUGCAGCUUCCUGAGGGAUUCCUGGCCGGGACCGACGGCCACGGAGGAGGAGUCAUUCAGGGAACGGCCAGCGAGGCCACACUCAUGUCGCUGCUCGCCGCUCGCUGCAAAGCACUCCGACACUUCGAGUCCAUCAACCCCAAGAAGUCGGAGGCUGAAAUCCUCAGCCAGCUGGUGGCGUACACCUCUGAGCAUGCCCACUGCUCGGUGGAGCGAGCUGCUCUGAUCGGAGGAGUGAAGAUGAAGAAGGUUCCUACGGACCAGACGUUUGCCGUCAGGGGGGAGAUGCUGCAGGCGAUGGUGGAGAAGGAUAAGGAAGCCGGACUGAUCCCUUUCUAUUUCUGUGCGACGCUUGGCACCACUUCGUCCUGUGCGUUUGAUCACAUCGCCGAGCUGGGACCCAUCUGUAAUAAGGAAAACAUGUGGAUGCACAUCGACGCAGCGUACGCUGGGAGCGCGUUCAUCUGCCCCGAGUUCAGACCUUUGCUCAACGGCAUCGAGUUUGCCGACUCCUUCAACUUCAACCCACACAAAUGGAUGCUAGUCAACUUCGACUGCUCUGCAAUGUGGGUGAAGAAGCGAACGGACAUCAUCGGAGCUUUCAAGGUGGAACCGCUCUACCUCAAACACGAAAACCAGGAGUCAGGGCUGGUCACAGAUUAUAGGCAUUGGCAGAUCCCACUGGGGCGCCGCUUUCGCUCGCUCAAGAUGUGGUUCGUCUUCCGUAUGUACGGGCUCAAAGGUCUGCAGGCUCACGUACGCAAGCAAGUGGCCCUGGCUAAAGAGUUUGAGAGUCUGGUGCGAGCAGAUAAACGGUUUGAGAUCUGUGCUGAGGUCAUUAUGGGACUGGUCUGCUUCAGGCUUAAGGGGUCCAAUGAGCUGAACCAGAAGUUGCUGAAGAAACUCACCAAGAGCCGUGAGAUCCACCUGGUGCCCUGUCAGCUCUCGGGCCGCUUUGUGCUGCGCUUUGCCGUAUGCGCACGCACCACGGAGUCGCGUCACAUCCAGCACGCGUGGCGGCACAUCACGCAGUUGACCUUUGAGCUGCUGCAGGAGCCUGGCCACUGACCAAACGCAUGACCGCACCAGCGCCUGAGCGAGAACCAAAGUUGAGACAGAACAUUAUGUUGCAGAUGUAAAAUGUCAAAAAGGGAAUGAACAAUCGUUUCACAGUUUGUGUAGUGAUCAAGUGUGUGCGUGUCCGUCGGCAGUCAGUGCUCAUUAAUUGGCUGCUUUUGUGAUUUCGGAGCUCAGUGCGAAUGAAGGAAAUGAAAAAAGAGUAAUAUUUCCCACCUGCCUUUGCUUUUACAUGCCGCUGUUUGUGAACUAUUGUCCUCGUCGUGCUCGUCUCCCUCUGCAGCCUUGUCCCUAGUGUUUGUGCCACGCUUCAGUCCUCUAUGUAAGAACUACACGUGAUUGAAUUAUAGUCUGUCAUUUUCUGUGGGUGCUCAUGUAAAAACUACAUCCUGUGCUUAGUUUUAUAUGGAGCAUUGCAAAGAUGAGAAUUAUUUUAUUUAAAGGUGUACAGAGAUGAAGACGAUUUCAGAUGAAAUAAUUUAUCAAACAUUAUAUGGAGGCCUUCUUGUGAUACACUCCUGUUAUAAGUGCAUUAAUUCCUUUUCAAAGUAUUUUAUUAAGAGAAAAAAUAUAAGGUUACAAUAAAAUAGCCACCGAAGGGGUUAUCAUUUAUUACAGUAUCUUAACAGAUUUCUAAUAAUCACAAAGCUCAGUGGGCAUCUGUUUCCCAAAUAUUCAGCACAGCAUGAGUGGAUGGUAAUGAAGUUGUGCUUCUGGCUUUAUGUCAAACCACUACUUGCUUCCUCCGUUAUCUGAUUUCCAAUAACCAGAUUUUCAAGGAUUUUGUGUGACAGUGAUUUAUCACAUUUCUUUUUAUUUUGCAGUACAGUGCAGAGACAGAAUUGAAUGAGCAAAACUGGAAAGAAAAUCAUGCGUUUAUGUUCAAUGUUCAAUCUGAAAACUGUUAAAGACUGAUCUAAGGUUUGUCAAUAACAUAAUAUGUCACUCUGGUCACCGAUCCCUCACAUUUGUCUGUACAGUAAGUGAGUGGCGUCCAGCCCUGUUAAUGAUCAUCAUCUUUGGUUUGACUGCGUGCUGUGUGUCUGCUCUGGGUUUAUUUGAAUAAAGUUGUAGUCUGCUUGGUGACUUA